CGGCUCGAGCCGCGAUUUCGUAAAUAUUUUGGUUCUGUUCCGCGGAUGUUUUGCUAAUUUUGUUGACUUUCCACUUUAAGAACAUUGAUGUGAAGAAAAAUCUAAAUGAAUUGUAAAUCUGUGCAGUAAAAAUAUUGAAAAAGUGACUUCAAUAUGGAUGGAUUGAGCUUAGUCGACCUGAAGCAUAAAGUACUUUCGAUCACCAAAAAAACCGACGAAGCGUACAAAUGCACCGCUGCUCUGAAUUGCAAAUACAGUCAGCCUCUGAACAAGUUCAUGCUCAAGAAAUUUGCUCGUCACAUCAAAACGUUCCACCUGAAUGUCUAUAAUGCUCUCCUGGGGGAAAAGCUGCUGGAAAAUAGAAAAGGCAAUUGGAGAGAAGUUUACCAACCUAAGACCACGAUCAAAGCCAGAGUGUUGUCGUUUGUGAAGCAAACCCCUCAGGGCUACGUCUGUGGCUUGGGCGAUAACUGCACCUACACCCAUCCGUUGCAUAAGCUCGUGGCGAACAAUUUUGUGCGCCACGUACUAACCAAUCACGUCCAGGACUACGAAAGGCUGGACUUGGGCCGCAUGGAUCAGGGCAACAGUCGACCGACUCUAAAACGGAACGAUCCCUCUUUGGUGCAGGUGCCGGCCAAAGUGAGCAGAUUCCGGUUCAUGUGCGGCCUAAUUCGGCUGGUCACCACGCACGGACUGCCAUUCGAGUGCGUAUCUUGGGAAGGAAUGCAGGACAUCAUUAGUCCGCACCUGGAGGCACUGAAGAUAACCAUGGACGAGCUAAAAAUUCGAUCCGUUGUAUAUAAGCUGGCGGAGCGGAUGCAAGAUUUGGUGCGCGAGGAUUUGCGUGGCAGGAUGGUGGCGCUUCAACUGCACGGGGUUAUGGGCAAGAGCGGACAGUAUAUGGUGCAGGUAUCCUGUACGUACAUGAAGAACGGUCACAUCAGCAAGCAAGCGUUAGGUGCCAUUGUUUUGGACGAAACCAAUACGUGCAUCGACUUCGAGGACAAGGUGAAUAAAAUAAAGGAACGGUGGGGCCUGGAGCAGUGGCAAAUCUACACAAUGUCGAUCGAUCACGGCAGGAUUUAUUUGCCCCAGCGUCCUACGGAUGGUGAACCAGAACAUCUGCAGCAGAAUGCGGACGUAGAUGAUUCGAAGUUUGUCGAAGUCUUGGGACAAUACAACGCCACGCUUAAUGAAGUGAAUGUUCUGCAGUGUGGCUUACACCUGCUCAGUAUGGUGGCCACGGAAGUUACUCAGGAGUAUGCGGAAACCAUCGAUGUGUUGAUUGAAACUAUGAAGAAAUUUCGUUACGAUGUGUACAAACCGUUCUUUCAAGCCAAAAUGAUCCGUUACCCUCCGAUUCCCGAUCGGAAUUUUUACGGUUUCGGAACCUAUUUGAUGAUGAAAGCACUGCGGGAUGACCGACCGUUCUACGAAUACUUCUGUACGAAACAUCCGGGAUACACACUGAAUUUGCAAUGGGAUUUUAUCGAAGAGUUUGUGUUGGCCUUUGAACCUUUAUAUGAAUGUGCGUCCUGGAUCGGAAACUGCGGACUAAGCGAUUUCCACUUGCAAUGUCUCCUAGCGUACGGAAGAAUACGCUGCUUAGACAUCAAUCGAUUCAAAGAUAGUCUUCUCAGCCACCUAGAAACUCGCCAGAAGAUGUUGCUUGAUCUAGCGCCGUACAGAGCCGCUCUGUUUAUGGACCCCCGAUUGAACUUCCGCGGAUCCAAGCUGUUCGAUCACAACAUGAAAGAAAAAAUCGUCACAUUCCUGUUAUCGAUCUACACCAUGACUGGCGACGAAGAGCCAAAACAUGACAAUAGGGCCCCCUCAUGCACAUCCACGCAGUCAUCGGGCGAUUUUAGCAUGAAUGCCUACUUGACGGAGAUGCUUGGGGAAGGAUCCUCAGAGUUGUCCAUGGAGGAUUUAAUCCGGGAAAUCCAACACCAGGAACGGUGCGACGCCGAUGAUCGACGAUUCGACAUCAUCAAGUACUGGGCCCAGAAGAAGAUGCACGACCCCCGGUUGUGGACGCUGGCAAUGACGGUAUUUUCUCCGCUGAUAACGCACUGCGAAACGGAGGAGGAUCUGACCCAAGUGAUGCUAAGACCGGACAGAAGGGCGGAGGGUUUCCCAAAUUGGGACAAUACGCAAUCAAUGGACACCACCGAAGAAGACGAUAUGUGGAAUGUUCUACUUGUGAGGCAAAAUCCAUCCCUCUUGGAGAAAGCCGUCAGAGAAGUGUGCUUUAAGGGCCAGUUGAGCGAUUUAGACUCUAAUGUGUAAUAAUUUACUCUCAGUAUUCACUAUAAGGUUUUUAUUUAAUUUGACGAAAACGAAGAAUCGAUUUUGCUUUUAUAAAAAAAUGUCUA
Molecule: messenger RNA, 2378 nt
Organism: Armigeres subalbatus
Lineage: Eukaryota; Metazoa; Arthropoda; Insecta; Diptera; Culicidae
Exons: 3
Coding region: 154-2292 (712 amino acids)
Source: RefSeq, a predicted model, not a curated record